Messenger RNA from Lucilia cuprina (Australian sheep blowfly), 1524 nucleotides. Its product is annotated as putative polypeptide N-acetylgalactosaminyltransferase 13. The record is from RefSeq and is a predicted model, not a curated record. NCBI's taxonomy places the organism in Eukaryota, Metazoa, Arthropoda, Insecta, Diptera, Calliphoridae. Gene Ontology annotation, cellular component: Golgi apparatus. The coding region runs from base 1 to 1524 and encodes 507 amino acids. The transcript has 8 exons.
AUGAACGACAAAAUCAAUAGUGAACAAAAUAUUAAUAUUUCUGCCACAAACAAUAAUUUGCUUGUCUCUGGCUUAAGUGCUGAUUAUGAUGAUUUAACAAUUGUACGUCAAAUACCAGAUACGCGUGAUUUCAGAUGCCAAAGAAAAUUUCCCCAGCUGUCAGAUUUUCAAGCCAAAGUAUCCAUUAUCAUAACGUAUCACAAUGAAACACAGUCCAUACUAUAUCUGACCAUCAAUUCUAUAUUCCGAAGGACCCCUUUACAAUAUUUAAAAGAAAUAAUAAUUAUUGACGAUUGCAAUGAAGAUGAUUCAAUUAUACAAAACCUACAAAAUCACUACAAAUCACUUAAUCUCCUAAAAUGCCUGCGCAAUCCACAUCGUUUUGGCUUAAUCAAAUCUCGUAAUUUAGGUGCAGAAAUCUCUUCAGGAGAUUAUCUUAUGUUCUUGGAUAGUCAUUGUGAGGUAAACGAACAAUGGCUGGAGGCAUUAUUAAACACAAUAGUAGUAUCGAACAAUUCCCAUAUGGCAGUAAGUCCUGUACUGGACAAUAUUGACGUUGCAACUAAAGAAUACAAAGCCACCUCUGUGUUUAUAAAAGGAGGCUUUGAUUGGAAUUUACAUUUUCAUUGGAUAGCGAGAGAAAAAACUGUAAAUACAAUUUUACCAUUUAGAUCUCCUACAUUUGCUGGUGGUGUAUUUUUGAUUUCACGAAAUUGGUUUUUUAAAUUGAAAGCUUUUAACACUCGUCUAGAGAUCUGGGGCGGUGAAUCGUUGGAAUUUUCGUUGAAAUUGUGGUUAUGUGGUGGCGACAGAGGCGAAAUCAAAAUGGUUCCUUGUAGCAGGGUGGGUCAUAUAUUUCGUAAAGAACAUAUAUUUCAAUUUCCCAACAAUGAUGGUCAACAAACAUAUUUAAGAAAUUCAAAAAUUAUAGCCGAAACCUGGCUGGAACACUAUAAAUACAUUUUCUACAAUCUCAAACCAGAAGCCAAAAAUAUUUCUAUUGACGACACUCGAGUAGAAAAUAAACACUUUAAGGAUGCCCUAAAUUGUCAACGAUUUGAGUGGUAUUUACAAAAUGUAUUUCCAGAAUUAAGACCUUUGGAAAACUAUAGCGCCAAUGGUAUUAUACAAUCCUCAGCCUUUGUCUCUGAGAAUCUAUGUCUUCAUCAUGAUUUAUUGGAUCCGUAUAGCUCCGCCCCAAUUAUGUGUAAUUGUUUAACACCCAAUAUUACCCACUGGUUUCUGCUGAGAAAUACCCAACAAUUGCAAACUCAGAAAGGCUUUUGUUUAAAUGUUGUGCCGACAGAAGGUCGAAGCAUUGAGCGUCCAGAGUUUAAGGUUGUUAUGGAAACUUGCUGGCGUCCGUCUAGACAAGCUUGGCUACGUUAUGGUUUACAGUUACGGCACUCGGAAACAGGGUUAUGUUUGGAGUUAACAGUGGAAUUAAAUGUUAUUGUAAAUCCAUGUAGAAAAGAAUCGGCUAUUCAAUAUUUUAUAUUUGAAAGAGAAUUAGAACGUAUUUGA